Acaulospora morrowiae is the source of this 410-nucleotide messenger RNA. The record is from the annotation of a GenBank genome assembly. NCBI's taxonomy places the organism in Eukaryota, Fungi, Glomeromycota, Glomeromycetes, Diversisporales, Acaulosporaceae.
AUGAAGUUGUGGGAUUCUCUUGAAUUUAGCGACCAGGGAACGAUGGACGAUAAGAGUUUUUUUGAUGGUUUUUUUAAGUUGUCAAAAACACAGCGACUUUAUGGUUUCGGAAUUUGCUUUGCUGCUGGUUUUGCUAUUAGCAUAAUUUCAACGAUUGCAUUGAUUCGAGGAGAUGUAGUAUUAUUUGCGAUUUUUUAUACUAUUGGUAAUAUUAUAUCUUUUUUAAGUACCGGUUUUCUUGUUGGAUUCGGAAAGCAGUUCAAAACAAUGUUUGCUCCAGUUCGAUGGAUUGCCAGUGCAAUUGUUCUUGUUGUAAUUGCAUUGACUUUAGUUGUAGCGUUUUGGUUGAAAUCAGGAAUAUUGUGUCUUAUCUUGUGUAUUAUUCAAUUUAUGGCGUUAUUUUGGUAUAG